Molecule: messenger RNA, 1633 nt
Organism: Hippocampus comes (tiger tail seahorse)
Lineage: Eukaryota; Metazoa; Chordata; Actinopteri; Syngnathiformes; Syngnathidae
Gene: harbi1
Product: harbinger transposase derived 1
Exons: 6
Coding region: 234-1274 (346 amino acids)
Source: RefSeq, a predicted model, not a curated record
UAAUUUGGCCGAAUCUAAGAACGAGUGUAGUAAGGCACUUUUUCUGCAUCGACGUAGUUGGCUGAGAAGGUAAAUCGGAAAACAUCUAAAAGUGGUUUGUUUUAUCGUUUGUGUGCAUUGUGUGUCAAAAUUUCCGAUAUUGCGUAUGUGAAUUGCUGGCCUAGAGUGAAGAUGUUUACAGCUGACAUAUACGACCUAAUUUGACACAUCUUCAGUCUGGUUUAUUUCGCAGCAUGGCCAUCUCAAUAGCCAUUUUGGACUGUGAUCUACUGUUGCAUGGCCGCGGUCACAAGACCCUGGACCGUUUUGACGUGGGCUCUGUAUCAGACGACUUCCUUCUCACACAAUUUGGCUUCCCCAGAGAGUUUAUCCUAUACUUGGUCGAGUUACUCAGUGAGUCCCUCUGUAGACGCACACAGAGAUCCAGAGCCAUCAGUCCUGAGGUCCAGGUCCUGGCCGCGUUGGGCUUCUAUACAUCCGGCUCUUUCCAGACAUCAAUGGGAGAUACUAUUGGAAUCAGCCAAGCGUCCAUGUCCAGAUGUGUUUCCAAUGUGACCAGAGCUCUGGUUGAGAAAGCUCCUCAGUUCAUUACAUUGCACAGAGAGGCCAUGAUCCGAGAGCAGACCUCCCAGGAGUUCCAGAGGGUGGCAGGAUUGACGGGUGUUCUCGGAGUGCUUGACUGCGUUCAGGUUGCCAUCAAGGCUCCAAACAGCGAAGACUCGUCAUACGUGAACAAGAAGGGAUUUCACUCCAUUGGCUGUCAGCUUGUUUGCGAUGCCCGAGGCUUGUUACUUAGCGCAGAGACUCACUGGCCCGGUGGGCUCAAAAGUGUAGAUGUUCUGGAAAGAUCUGUCCUACAUAAAGACAUGCAAGAAACUGAGGAGGGCUAUUUGCUGGGUGAUAGCCGUUAUCCUCUAAGGAGGUGGUUGAUGACCCCGGUGGAUUGCCCUGAAUCCCCUGCAGAGUUUGGAUACAAUCUUGCUCACACAGCUACACAUGAGAUUGUGGAUAGAACGUUUCGAGCCAUCCAGACUAGAUUCAGAUGUUUAGAUGGCACCAAAGGAUACUUGCAGUACUCACCAGAAAGGAGCGCAUCCAUCGUGUUGGCUUGUUGUGUUCUCCACAACGCCUCCCUCCAGUCAGGAUUAGAUGCCUGGACUCUGGAAAGGACGGACCCCCUGGAGCAGCCCGAAACUCUGGAGCAGAGACCCGAGGACCGUGACGUUCAGGCUGAGGAGCUUCGCAAACAGCUUAUCCUCAAACACUUCAGCUAAUGUGUGCCUGACCUCAGCGGGGUUUUGCUCAAGAACAAGUGGAGUUCACACAAGAUGGAGUUCUGUUUACAGCAAGAAAGCCAAGAGACAGUGAUGCUGAUGCAGAUUUUUAAUAUUUUGCUUGUUUCUACUCUACUGACUACACUAAUAUAACAGGCGUAUAUGAAGGAACAUGCAAGACACUGUACAACAACAACGACGGUCCUCUGUGAACAUUACUUGAUUUACUUCCUAAACUAGUAUUUGUGACCCAGCUUUUUAAAUUUAGUUUUCAUUGUUGUCCAGGUUUGGAAGAAGUGACAGAGUCGUCCAUCCGUCCGUCUUCCUCCUCCCAUUAAAAAGACUUUGCAACACGUUUC